AUGAAUCUCAUUUUCUAUUUGCUACUUUUGUUCGGCUCUGAAAUGUUGUGUGAACGAACACGUUUGUAUGAAACUUUGAAAGAUCCAGGCGAAUAUUAUAAUUCUAUUUAUGGAACUCCAAUCAGAAGAAAGGUAAGGUUUUAAUUUUCCAAACUCAAAGUGUUUAUCUUGUGAUUUUUCAGAGAGCCACCUGUGGGGAGGAUUGUGGAGAUUUGGUAAAAUCUUCUUCCCCUAUGAUAGACGGAUUAGAGUCAUCAGAGAACUUCGAUAUCAGCUAUAGUAAUAAUUCUGAUGGUUGUGCUGUUGCUGAUAUAACAUGCAUUGGUGGUGAAAUGGCAACAUUGGGAUAUGAAAUAUUGGGAGAAGGAACAACUGUGAGUUGCCUGGUAAUCAUUUGUGCAAAAUUUAGAUUCUUCAGAUAAAUAUGGGAACUGAUGAUGUAAAUAUUCUUGAUGCUCAAUUAACUUGUUAUGAAUAUGGUUGGAAUGCUAAUCUUGCUUCAUUGGUUAUUACUGAUAAUAAGAUUUAUUGUGAUGGUAAGGAGAAUGUUUUAUUAUACGUUCUCAAUGUUGUUUUCAGUUCUCACACAAAUUCCAACUACACCUGGCCCUGAAACAACUACUGAAUUGACAACAACUCCAGAAUUAACAACCGAGGCGGCCACUUCACAAGUCACUACAGAAAUUACAACGACGGUACCAGUAACGUCAGAAACAUCGUUGGAAACCACUACAAAACUGCCGACAACAUUCGAAACCACUGUAUUAUCAACUUCUGUUGAAGUAACAUCGACAACAGAAUCGAUUACUUCAACUUUACCAGCUUCAACAUCAGAGUCUGUGACAACAACAAUUCAACCAACAUCUGAAGCGACAACUUUCGCAGACACGACAACACAAGCAGUUACCACUGUGUCAGUGACAACAGAUUUAUCGACUACCAAAGAAUCUACAACUCCUGAAAUUACUACCGUGGAAGUCACGACAGAACGAUCAACGACUCAAGAAGCCACAACAAUUUCUUCAACCACUGAAGCCGUGACCACAACUGAAGUUUCGACAUCACAAUUAACAACAGUUCAGUCAACAACUCUUGAAGUUACUACAGAAGGAACAACGACGGAAAAAUUCACAACCACGGAAUCUCCUACAACUGAAAUCACUACUCCUGAAGUUACCACAGAACAAUCAGUCACAACAACCUCUGAAUAUACAACUAUUCUGACAACCGUAGAAUCUACAACUCCAGUGCAGACAACAGCGCCGUCGACCACCACUGAAGAUACAACAGUUUUGACAACCACAGAACAAUUGACAACUCCUGAAAAAACUACGAUUCAAUCAACAUCGGAGCUAACAACGGAAAAAUCUACAACUGUCGAAGUUACUACGAUUCUGACGACAACCGAAGAGUUAACCACACCAGAAGUAACUACUGUUCAAUCUACAACUCCAGAAAUCACUACAUUGGAAACAACAACUGAAACGUUGACAACAGUUCCAGCAACCACGGAACAAUCCACGACACCAGCAUUAACGACUGUUGAAUCAACAACUGAGGCCUUGACAACUUUUGAUGUUACUACUGAUAUUUCCACCAGCGUUGAAGAUACUACUGUUCAAUCAACUACUGAACUUUUGACAACAAUUGAAGUUACCACAGAACAAUCAACAACACCAGCAGAAACAACAAUUGAAUUAACAACUGAAUCGUUAACUACCUUGGAGACCACAAACGAAAUCACAACUGAAGCAACUUCAACUCCAGCAAUCACAACAGAAGAAUCAACCACUAAUGAAGCCACAACAAUUUUAUCAACAACAGAAGAAUUGACUACUCCUGAUUUUUCAACGAUUCAAUCAACAACCGAGACAUUAACCUCUACUCCUGAAAGCAAAACAGAAGAAUCAACUACAAUGGAACCAACAACUGAAGAUGUUUUGACUACUUCAGUAAUAACUACCUUGGAAACAACAACAAUUCAAGAUAGCACAAUUUUAUCAACAACAGAAGAUUUAUCAACAACCGAAAUCACGACUGUACAAUCAACAUCUGAUGUUACCACACCAGAAGCUACAACAGAAUUGACCACAUCUGAAGUAUCAACGGUUGAAUCAACAACUGACGAUUUGACAACUUCAGAAGCAACCACUCUUGAAUCAACAACAUUCUCAGAUAGCACAGUGAUUUCAACCACAGAAGAACAAACAACAUCAGAUAUAACCACUCUUGAAUCAACGUCUCAAGUUACUACUGAACAAUCAACUACUUUGGAAGCCACCACAAUUUUAUCAACUACAGAAGAAGUCACUUCAACAGAAGCAACAACAUUCAUAUCAACCACUGAAGAUUUGACGACUUCUGAAAUCACGACUGUGGAAUUAACAACUGAAGUUACUACAGAAGCAUCAACGACACCGGAAGCGACCACGUUUAUAUCAACCACCGAAGAUUUAACGACACCUGAAAGUACGACUGUGGAUACAACAACUGAAGUUACCACAGAAGAAUCAACUACACCAGAUGCUACUACGUUUGUAUCAACCACUGAAGAUUCGACGACACCUGAAAUCACAACUGUGGAAUCAACAACUGAAGAUUUGACGACUUCUGAAAUCACGACUGUGGAAUCAACAACUGAAGUUACCACAGAAGAAUCAACUACACCCGAAGCUACCACGUUUGUAUCAACCACUGAAGAUUUGUCGACACCUGAAGUCACGACUGUGGAAUCAACAAUUGAAGCAACCACAGAAGCAUCAACUACACCAGAAGCUACUACGUUUGUAUCAACCACUGAAGAUUUGUCGACACCUGAAGUCACGACUGUGGAAUCAACAAUUGAAGCAACCACAGAAGCAUCAACUACACCAGAAGCUACUACGUUUGUAUCAACCACCGAAGAUUUAACGACACCUGAAAGUACGACUAUCGAAUCAACAACUGAAGUUACUACAGAAGCAUCAACGACACCGGAAGCGACCACGUUUAUAUCAACCACCGAAGAUUUAACGACACCUGAAAGUACGACUGUGGAUACAACAACUGAAGUUACCACAGAAGAAUCAACUACACCAGAUGCUACUACGUUUGUAUCAACCACUGAAGAUUCGACGACACCUGAAAUCACAACUGUGGAAUCAACAACUGAAGAUUUGACGACUUCUGAAAUCACGACUGUGGAAUCAACAACUGAAGUUACCACAGAAGAAUCAACUACACCCGAAGCUACCACGUUUGUAUCAACCACUGAAGAUUUGUCGACACCUGAAGUCACGACUGUGGAAUCAACAAUUGAAGCAACCACAGAAGCAUCAACUACACCAGAAGCUACUACGUUUGUAUCAACCACUGAAGAUUUGUCGACACCUGAAGUCACGACUGUGGAAUCAACAAUUGAAGCAACCACAGAAGCAUCAACUACACCAGAAGCUACUACGUUUGUAUCAACCACCGAAGAUUUAACGACACCUGAAAGUACGACUGUGGAUACAACAACUGAAGUUACCACAGAAGAAUCAACUACACCAGAUGCUACUACGUUUGUAUCAACCACUGAAGAUUCGACGACACCUGAAAUCACAACUGUGGAAUCAACAACUGAAGAUUUGACGACUUCUGAAAUCACGACGGUGAAAUCAACUACUGAAAUUACGACAGAAGAAUCAACUACACCAGAAUCUACUACGUUUGUGUCAACCACUGAAGAUUUGACGAGUAUACCUUCGACUACCGAUGAAUCAACCACUUUAGAAUUAACAACACUUGAUACAACAACAAUUCAAGACAGCACAGUUCAAUCAACUACUCAAGAUUCGACAACAAUUGAAAUAACCACAGAAGCAUCUACUUCUGAAGCCACUACCUUUGUAUCCACAACACCUGAAGUUAGCACCAUCCAAUCAACUACUGAGGAUUUCACAACUUCAGAGUUAACGACGCUUGGAACAACAACAUUCAAAGAAACCACAAUUUUAUCCACGACAGAAGAUUUAACAACAACAGAAGUUUCUACUGUUCAAUCAACAACUGAACUUCUUACAACAAUUGAAAUCACCACAGAAGAAUCAACAACAUCUGAAGGAACGACUAUUCCAUCUACAACGGAACAGUCCACGCCAUCUGAAACUACAAUUGAAAGUACCACUGUUCAGUUGACAUCAACGCCAGAAUUAACAACAGAGGCUUCUACAACACCAGAAAUCACCACAGUCCCAUCGACAACCGAAGAACAAACUACACCAGAUGUUUCAACAACGGAGAUAACGACGGAACCAUCGACAACUCCACAAGUCACCACAGUUCAAUCAACUACUGAAGUUACAUCUGAGCCAACCACUGAAGAAUUAUUGACAACAGAAUUCACUACAGUUCAAACAACCGAAGAGUCAACAACACUAGAAAUAACUACACAAUUUAUUUCAUCCACUGAAAUUUCAUCAACAACCGCAGAAUCUACAUCAUCUUUAGUUACAACAAUUCCAACAUCUUCGUGUUGUCCAACAAAUGGAUUCUGGAGUGAAUGGGUUGCAGAUGGUCCUUGCCCAACAACUUGCGGUUCCUGUUCUCAACAAAUUUAUCGUCGAACUUGUCUUUCUGGUGAUACUUGUCCAUGCACAGGUUCCGAUGUCAAAAUUCAAAACUGUGGAAUCGGAGUCUGCUAUUAUCCUGCCAAUUCUUGUUGCACUGGAUAUACCGCCACAGUUAAUGGAACAGAUCAUAUUUGUGGACCACAGGUAACAUUUAUUAGAAAUUCGAGAAAAUCAAAAAACAAUUUCAGCCAAGUGUAUCAACAAGUUCAAAUAGUGAAACAUGUUGCCCUGUCGGUGGAUAUUGGGGAAUUUGGAGUGAAUGGUCUUCAUGUUCAGGUGGUACAGCUUGUGGAACUGUAAGUUAAAGAAAUAAUAACUUUAAAGAUUCCUAUAACUCAACAAGUUUUAGUGUGAUGGAAGUCGAACUCGCACAAGAUCUUGUGAAUCAACUUCUUUCUGCCCUUGCAGUGGUGACUCAUCAGAAACUGAAACUUGUAGAACUUUGGCAGAAUGGUCAGAAUGGACGGUUAGUUCUAGAAAUUUAAUUUUCUAUCAAAUAUUCAUUUUUGAAUUUUAUAGACAACCGACACAUGUAAUCAAACAUCUUGUGGAGCUUGUCAAACUUUAACCUACACCAGAACUUGUCUCAAAACUGAUGGAUGUUAUUGCAUGUGAGUUUCUCAUUGUCAUGCUUUUCAAAUUUCCGUUAUCAUAUCCCGAAACAUAUAUUUUUUUGUUUCUAGGGGUUCAACAACAAAAACCGAAACAUGUAAUAGAACACCUUGCUCUUCUGGAACAGUAUGUUGCCAAAAUCUCACUGUUUCAACAAUCGAUAGUCUCUCAAUUUGUGGGCCAUUAGAGGAUGCUUCAGUUACCGAAAAUCCAGUCCCCUGUUCCACAACUACACCUGGUUGUUGUGUUUUAGGAGGAGUUUGGUCUGAAUGGUCAUCUGGAGAUUCGUGUAAUGAUACUUGUGGUAACUGUGGAAUUCAAGUUUUGACUCGAGUUUGUCUUUCGGAAGAUUAUUCAUGUUCUUGCAGGUAAGGGUAGUUCUGAAGAAAACAAAUUAAUUGAAAGAAAUUUUCAGUGGGAGCAGCACUAAAAAUGCAGAAUGUGCUCCUGUUCAAUGUGCCUUCCCUCGAACUUCGUGUUGUGGAAACCGAUCAAAAAUCAUUGUGAAUAAGAAAUUCUUAUGUUCUUCUACGGUAAGUUUUAUUGUGAUAUCCAUAGUUUAAAAUAAAACAUAUUUUUAGGAUGAUGAUGACAUUCCUGCUUCAACCUUGUGUUUGAAUGAUUGCUGUCCCUCAACUGGUGGAUAUUGGUCAGAAUGGUCAAGUGGAGGAAGUUGUUCAACAUCUUGUGGAUCUUGUUCGACAGUAACGCAACGAAGAGUUUGUCUAUCUCCAUCAUCUUGUGAUUGUGUGUAAGUCAAAAAAAAACCCUAAUUUUUUUUGAUAUUCUUCAAAACGAAUAUUCUUGCAGUGGAGAAACUACUCGUGAAGUGAAUUGUGGAAUUGGAGUUUGCUAUUAUCCAUCAGAUUCUUGCUGUUCUGGUUAUACCGCAACAGUCAACGGGACUGAACAUAUUUGCGGACCCCAGCCAAAUUAUGAUACCACUCCAACACCGUACAUUGAAUCUUGCACUUCGACAACCACAAGUUCUUCAUGUUGCCCAGAGACUGGUAUUUGGUCGGAAUGGACAACCUCGCCAACACAAUGUUUGGAUUACUGUGGAUCUUGUGGAAAUCAAACAAAAACGCGAACUUGCACUUCAGAUAGUUAUGGAUGUCCGUGCAAGUAUGUUUCAUUGAUGUUUGUUGAAUAAUGUGUUCGAUGUUCGUUAUUUACAGAGGUGAAUCAACAAUCACUGAACUUUGUGGAACAGGCGUCUGCUAUUUUCCAAGGCUUAGUUGUUGUCCCGGUUACGCGGCUACUGUAGUUGGCACCAAUCAUGUUUGUGGACCUUUAGUAAGUGAUAUUUUUGAAUUUAGCUCUGAAAUAAUGAUUUUUUAGACAAAUAACACCGAUCCAGAUAAACUUAAUACUUGUGGAGUAUCGUGUUGCCCAUCAAAAGGAAUCUGGGGAGAAUGGACAACAUCUGUGCCUUGUUCGGAUACUUGUGGUUCUUGCGGGAAAGAAACUCGAACAAGAAAAUGUCUUUCUUUGGAAUAUGGUUGCUCCUGCGAGUAAGUUUCAAAAUGGGGUAGCUCUUUCGAGAAAAAACCCUCGGAAUAGUGAGAAGAUAAUCUGCUUACUAGAAAUUAUGAAUUAAAUGUUUUAUAUAAUUCAAAAAAAAUUCCUUAUCUGCUCUAAAAUACUUAUAACAUUUUCCAGAGGAGACAGCACAAGCACUAUUACUUGCGCAAUAACACCCUGCCUCUUCCCAAGAACAUCGUGUUGUACAGGAUUCAAGAAAAUGAUCAAUGCAACUGCAAGAAUAUUUUAUUGUGGCCCAUUAACUUCAACAACGGAAUUGGCUCCAGAACAAACAACAUGUUGUGAUCCGGAGAAAAAAGGUUUAUGGAAUGAAUGGAAAUCUUGGACUACUUGCACAGCGACUUGUGGACUUUGUGGAACUCAAAGUCGAAAUCGAACAUGUGCUUCUGAAGCUUAUGGAUGUGCAUGCACGUGAGUAUUGAUUUUUUGAAAAUUGGAAAUACGUUUCUUGUGAGCAUCACAUCUCCGAGCCCACCGACGAAACAAAUUUUGAAAAGUCAAGAUCAAAAGAUCAAAUCCAAAUCAAACAACUAUUGCUAUUUUAACAAAGUCAUCCCCCGCUCCAAAAGUUCAAGUCCAAAGACUAUGUUUUCCAGCGGUGAAUCUGUUCAAACACAAUCAUGCGGAAAUCCAAUUUGUACAACUGGCAAUCAAUGUUGUAGUGGAAAAUUUGUUGCCACAGGCUACGAUGGAAACAAAUAUUGUCAAAAUAGUCAACCGGAGACUUGCCAAGGGACUUGGACUGAAUGGGCUAUCCCAACUGGUUCCUCUUGCAAUGAUACUUGCGGAAAUUGUGGAAUCGUUUCUCGCACCCGUUAUUGUUUCCCAUCAGGUUGUCAAUGCUCUGGAGAUUUCACUGAAAAUUCAGCGUGUGCCAAUACACCGUGCUUAUUCCCCAGAACUUCUUGUUGUACUCCAUACACCAAAAAGAUAUCUAACAAAAAAUUUAUUUGUGGAUAG
This is a messenger RNA of Caenorhabditis angaria, 7709 nucleotides long. Lineage: Eukaryota; Metazoa; Nematoda; Chromadorea; Rhabditida; Rhabditidae. The record is from the annotation of a GenBank genome assembly.